This is a messenger RNA of Anolis sagrei ordinatus, 1479 nucleotides long. The record is from RefSeq and is a predicted model, not a curated record. NCBI's taxonomy places the organism in Eukaryota, Metazoa, Chordata, Lepidosauria, Squamata, Anolidae.
AUGGUCACUAUAUUUCUCCUUGUGUUUCUCUGCAUUGGUUGCAUCCUUCUCUUGUCAUGGAAGAGCAGAAGAGUCAAAGCUCUCCUGCCCCCUGGACCCUCCCCAAUUCCUAUCCUGGGGAAUUUUCUACAACUGGACCAAGAGAAUCUGUUGAAGUCCUUGACCAAGGUUAGUGAAGUUUAUGGGCCAGUAUUCACUGUGUACCUGGGACUUCAGCGGAUUGUGGUUUUGUGCGGCUAUGAAGCUGUGAAGGAGGGCUUGGUGGAUCAUGCAGAAGCAUUUGGUGGACGUGGGCAAAUCCCACUCUUAUCCAGCUUGCUCAAAGAACAUGGGCUUGUGUUUUCCAAUGGGGAACGAUGGAAACAACUCCGUCGAUUUACUCUCAGCACUUUGAGGAUCUUUGGCAUGGGGAAAAGAUCUCUAGAGGAGAAAAUCAAGGAGGAAGCCCUGUGCCUAGUGGAGGAAUUCAACAAAACUGAAGGAGAUCUUUUUGACCCAAUGUUGCUUCUCAGCUGGGCUGUUGCCAAUAUUGUCUGCUCCAUCUUGUUUGGGAAACGCUUUGAGUACAGCGAUGGGCAGUUUCUCAGGCUGAAAACCUUAAUGACAGAACGACAACUAACUAGCAACUCCCCCAAAACUAUGUUGUACAACCUCUUCCCAGAAAUUAUGGCUAAGAUCCCCGGGAUGCAGUGGAAGAUGGCAAAGAGUGGCUUCAAGAUUUUGGACUUCAUUAAGGAGAAGAUCGAGACUGAGCUGGCCUCCUUUGAUGCUUCUGAUCCUCAGAAUUACAUCGAGUGUUUCAUAGUGAAGAUGGAGCAGGAAAAGCACAACCCUAAUUCAGAAUUUUCCAUGAAGAAUUUGUCCGUGUCCGUAAUGAAUUUACUAAUUGCUGGGAUUGACACAACCACUACCACCCUGAGAUAUGGUUUUCUUUUCCUGCUGAAGUACCCCCACGUUCAAGAAAAAGUCCAUAAGGAAAUCGAUCAUGUGGUGGGGCAAGGGCGAGUGCCAACUCUCAAGGACAGGAGUCAAAUGCCAUAUACUGAAGCUGUGUUGAAUGAGAUUCAGAGGAUGGCUGAUGUGGUACCCAUGAAUCUGCCACACCUUGUAACUCAAGACACCCAUUUCAGAGGAUAUGUGAUCCCUAAGGGAACCUAUAUCUAUCCCAUGCUCAACUCUGUGCAUUAUGACAAGCGGCAUCAUGCCAACCCAGAAGAGUUUGAUCCUGGGAGAUUCCUCGACAGCAACGGUUGCCUUAAGAAAGUGGAGGCUUUUAUGCCUUUCUCAGUAGGGAAACGUAUCUGCAUUGGUGAGGGGCUGGCCCGCAUGAUGCUCUUCCUCUUCUUCACCACCAUUCUCCAGAAGUUUACCCUCACCUCACCUGUUCCACCUGAGAAGAUCAGCAUUGCUCCUGCUGUCCACGGUGUCACCAGCAUGGCACAACAUUAUCAGCUUUCUGUAGUCCCACGCCAGUCGUGA